AUGACCGCGGUUAAAACAUUUUCUGCGGGAGAAAUUGUCACAUGGUUCACGCGCUUAAGGUUGGUUGGGUUGAUCAUUUGCGAUCUGCAGAGUUGGGAUCUCGUUGAGCGAGUUGGUCUGGGGCGAACUGACGGACCGGCGGUUCUGAUCCUCCGUGAGUGUUUUGGCUCGCAAUCUUUGGUUCAUAGAUCGUUCCGGUUUGAGCUGUCUGGCGGCUUUGACUUGCGAGCUAUUCCGUCGCGAGCUGUCGGUGGAUUUAUUUCGCAAAUCAUGAGACGUGACCGGAUCCAACUCUCUUCCUUCCUUAAGCGAGCUCCGGGAUCAGUUUGUCUAGUCGGACUGACGAGCUGUGGAGUUGACGGCAGUGGAAUCGGCGAGAUGACGGUCUUGAUCUUCUUCUCAAUUUAG
Messenger RNA from Microthlaspi erraticum, 408 nucleotides. The record is from the annotation of a GenBank genome assembly. NCBI's taxonomy places the organism in Eukaryota, Viridiplantae, Streptophyta, Magnoliopsida, Brassicales, Brassicaceae.